This is a messenger RNA of Dioscorea cayenensis subsp. rotundata (Guinea yam), 2670 nucleotides long. RefSeq lists its product as uncharacterized. The transcript has a single exon. Gene Ontology annotation, biological process: cell surface receptor signaling pathway. Bases 573 to 2504 code for a protein of 643 amino acids. Lineage: Eukaryota; Viridiplantae; Streptophyta; Magnoliopsida; Dioscoreales; Dioscoreaceae. Gene Ontology annotation, molecular function: protein binding. The record is from RefSeq and is a predicted model, not a curated record.
UGAAUUGAUAUUUACAUGGGUCACAUGGGUGAUAAAUAGAUCAAUAGAUAGGUAACUAACAGCAUGGCAACUUGUCCCAUUGACCCCCAAGUCCCAACCCUAUGCGAUAAGCACAAGCAACCUGCAGCAAGUCCUUUCCCAGCCGUAUUCUUUUAACACCAAGUAUUCCAACUCUCCGGACCAUUUGGAGCAUCCCAUACAAACCAUUCCCCCCUCCCAACCCAUCCACAAAUUAAACGGUUGUUCCAACCCCAAGAAAAUCCAAUCCAAUCCCUAUACUAAUAUAUACAUACUCACAUACACCCACACCGCUAGUAGUCUUGUAGUCUUGCAGUCUUGCAGCAGCAACCCAACCACUAGUAGUAGUUCCACAACACGCGUUUGACCUUGUAAAACUCCCCGGUGUCUCCAGCUCAUCAUCAUCAUCAUCAUCAUCAUCAUUCCCCACCCCUUUCCAUUUUUCCUCCGUAACUCUCUCCCCCAAUUUCCAGGCCAUAAGGAUACAGAAAGAGAAGAACAAGAACAAGAAGAACAAGAACAACAACACACUAGUUGUUUCUUUGUAGAAAGAGAUGAUGGAAGUUGGGACUAAGGCGAUCUUGGCGAAACCGAUCCAGUUAGCGGACCAAGUGGCCAAAUGGGCGGACGAGGCGCACACGUUCCGUCAAGAGUGUCUGGAACUCAAGUCCAAGACUGAACGGCUGGCGGGUCUACUCCGCCAAGCCGCCCGUGCUGAGCUUUAUGAGCGACCGGCUCGUCGCAUCAUGGACGACACCGAACAAGCGCUCGACAAAGCCUUGUCGCUCGUCGCAAAGUGCCGCACUCACGGCCUUGUGAAACGUGUUUUCACUAUCAUCCCUACUACUGCCUUCAAGAAGACUGUUGUUUCUCUUGAUAACUCUAUUGGUGAUCUCUCUUGGUUGCUUCGUGUGUCUUCUUCGUCUUCCAAUGAUGAUGGUGAUGAUGAUGAUGUGCAUCUUGGCUUGCCACCGAUCGCGCAGAACGAGCCUAUUUUGUUCUUUAUUUGGAUGGAGAUCGCGAAGCUGCACACUGGGAAUUUGGAUACACGGUCGGAUGCUGCUGCAACGCUGGUGUCACUUGCUCGGGACAACGACCGCAACGGGAAGUUGAUUAUAGAAGAGGAUGGUGUCGGACCGUUGCUGAGGCUUUUGAAGGAAGGUCGGGUGGAGGGGCAGGAUAACGCGGCGCAUGCGCUUGGGUUGCUCGGGCGUGACCCGGAGAGCGUCGAACAGAUGGUGAUCGCUGGGGCGUGUUCUGUUUUCACCAAGAUCCUUAAAGAAGGUCCGAUGCGUGUUCAGGCUCGAGUCGCCUGGGCGGUGGCUGAGCUCGCUGAACAUCAUCCCAAGUGCCAGGAUGUGUUCGCGCAGAACAACGUUGUUCGGCUCCUCGUCGGCCAUCUCGCGUUUGAGACCGUGCAGGAGCAUAGUAAGUAUUUGAUCCCUUCCAAGGUUACAUCCAUCCACUCGGCGGUGCUUGCGAGUAAUAGCAACCAAAGCAAUGAGCUUGUGAACGUUGUGAGUUCUGUGGAUGCUUCCGAGCAGAGCCAGGUUAAGCACCCGCUCGGCAAGAAUGGGAAGAAGAACCAGAUGCAUGCUGUGAUCCAGUCCACCAUUGCUGCCAGAUCUGGUAACAACAAGACCCAGUCUAAUGGUCUGAUUGUGAGGCACCAACAUCAGGGGUCGCUCUCUGGGGCGAACCUCAAAGGGAGGGAGUUCGAGGACCCUGACACUAAGGCUUGGAUGAAAGCCAUGGCUGCCCGGGCUCUUUGGCAUCUUGCCAAAUGCAACGCUGCUAUUUGCAAGAACAUUACUGAGUCAAAGGCCCUUCUUUGCUUUGCUGUGCUGUUGGAGAAGGGCACGGAGGAGGUUAAGUGCAACUCCGCCAUGGCUUUGAUGGAGAUCUCUCGCAUGGCGGAGCAGGAUGCUGAGCUCCGUCGUUCUGCAUUCAAGCCUACUUCAACCACCGCCCGGGCGGUGGUUGAUCAGCUGUUGCGCGUGGUGGAGAAAGCCGAGUUUGAUGAACUUCUAGUUCCCUGCAUUAUCUCUUUAGGUUGUUUAUCAAGAACUUUCCGAGCAACUGAGACCAGGAUCAUAGGGCCAUUAGUGAAGCUUCUUGAUGAGAGAGAAGAGGUGGUAUUGAAGGAAGCUGCCAUUGCACUGACAAAGUUCGCCUGCACGGAGAAUUACCUCCAUCUCGACCAUUCAAAGGCGAUCAUCGAUGCCGGGGGUGCCAAGCACAUAGUUCAGCUUGUGUACUUUGGUGAUCAAACAGUUCAGAUUCCGGCAUUGAUCCUACUAUGCUACAUUGCUCACCAUGUCCCGGAAAGUGAAUUAUUGGCUCAGGCUGAAGUUCUGCCGGUGCUUGAGUGGGCAUCGAAACAGAGCUUCAUGGUGCAAGAUCCCAUUGUGGAUUCAUUGCUCCCUGAUGCCAAGGCUAGGUUGGAGUUAUUCCAAUCUCGAGGAGGCUUCAGAGGUUACCAUUGAUUCAUCCAUACACUAGUACACCACUCUGUUAUGCUUGCUAGUCUUCAACUUCCAUUCACACAUGUUCAACAAGAGUGUACAUAAUUUUGUUUUGGUUUUGUCUUGGUCAUAGCAAACCAGUCCCCUGAAUUGUAGUGUUGGGGAGAUUCCAUUAUGAAUAUUGAAU